This is a messenger RNA of Tigriopus californicus, 954 nucleotides long. RefSeq names its product glycine receptor subunit alpha-2-like. Gene Ontology annotation, cellular component: synapse; membrane; neuron projection. Gene Ontology annotation, biological process: chloride transmembrane transport; chemical synaptic transmission; nervous system process. The transcript has a single exon. The coding region runs from base 176 to 853 and encodes 225 amino acids. The record is from RefSeq and is a predicted model, not a curated record. Gene Ontology annotation, molecular function: extracellular ligand-gated monoatomic ion channel activity; neurotransmitter receptor activity; transmembrane signaling receptor activity. NCBI's taxonomy places the organism in Eukaryota, Metazoa, Arthropoda, Copepoda, Harpacticoida, Harpacticidae.
GAAAUGCUAUUGUAAUGAUGGGUUUCUAAUUUAGAACUUCCACUCAUUUAUUGAUCCAUAUCUAACCCUAUCAAAUAUGUAUAGGCUCUCCAUACCCAUCUGAUCGGUUCAAAGAACAAGCAGUUGCAAUUAUCAAUCGUUCAACAUAAGACAUUAAAAAAAACAAGGUCUCAAAAUGAACGCAGCUGGAUUCGUUUUGCUCAUCGGAUCUGUUCAACCCGUUUUGGGAGUCAAUCUCUCUGAUUUGGUGUUCCUUCCGGACAAUUAUGAUUUCCAAACGAUUCCACCCACUCCUCUGGGUGGUCCAUUAAUGGUGAACUAUUCCAUUUUUCUCGGAGGAAUUCUGGCCAUCGAUGAGCCAACUCAGUCGAUUAGUAUCGAAUGCAUUCUCAGAUCACACUGGCAAGAUCCUCGGAUACAGACCACAAUGAACCAAAGUGGAAACAUGGAUUAUGUCAUCCUGAAUCGCAACCCAACCUCAUUGAUCUGGUUUCCGGAUGUUUACGUGGAUUCAGCCAAGUCCAUCGAGGUGCCUGCUUAUGUUCUCACCCCUGAAUAUCUUCGAAUCUAUCCCGAUAAAACCCUUUUAUAUGCAUUGAAAAUCACUUUGGACCUCUCUUGUCCCAUGGACUUCAGCAACUAUCCGGUGGAUACUCAGCAUUGCUAUGUCCUUUUCGAGAGUUGGAGCACCGUUAUGACUCUGAUCAAAUUUGGGUGGAACGAAACGGGAAGUCGCAUCCGAGAAAACCUGAACCUGAACCAACAUUAUCUGGAGGUUGAUUUGUGUGGCAAAGAGAUGGUCUUCUACGAAACAGGCAAGUUAAGAAGAACACCUCCUAGCAUGGACAGAUAGGAUAAUCAGGUGUGUUUUAUAUUCAAGUGUGGGUCGCUCAAUUGCCCUGUUCUUAAAGAUUAAAAUUACAAUAAAUUGAUGUUCCUAAGGCCGGGGAUUUU